This is a messenger RNA of Petromyzon marinus (sea lamprey), 2997 nucleotides long. It is a transcript of the gene SLC5A11, whose product is annotated as solute carrier family 5 member 11. Gene Ontology annotation, biological process: transmembrane transport. NCBI's taxonomy places the organism in Eukaryota, Metazoa, Chordata, Hyperoartia, Petromyzontiformes, Petromyzontidae. The record is from RefSeq and is a predicted model, not a curated record. Gene Ontology annotation, molecular function: D-glucose:sodium symporter activity. Gene Ontology annotation, cellular component: plasma membrane.
CCCGCGGGCGCGCGCCAGAAACCGGAUGCCCCCCUGCAAGGCAAAGCCACGUGUCGCGACGCGGACCCGCGAGCGGGUCGCCGGGCACUGCAUCACCGCCUCUCGAUGUCGUGCGACCAAAGUGGAGACCGCACGCCCUGCUGGCUCCCAGCAACUGCAGCUGCUCCAGCUCCUUCAGUAGCUCCGGCCAUUCCAUCUUUCGCAGCCCCUCCAUGCGUCGGUCGCCUGUGAGGCGCAGCGCAAGCGAACUCCGAUGUGAACGAGGCGAGGAGGCACCUUGAGCCCCCCGGAGCUCAAUCCCACUCCCUUCACCGCCGCCUCCGCUGCGGCCACCGCCGCUGCCGAGAUUCAAGGGGUGCGGGUCGCCACGGAGAUGCCGGGCCAAGCGGCCACAUCUCCCCGGCCGGGCCCCACCGUCAGCGCACAGGCCACCGUGGGGGUCCUCGGGUCCCGGGGCCUCACGGGCGUGGACAUCGCGGUGCUGGUGCUGUACUUCGUGUUCGUGCUGGCCGUGGGGCUGUGGUCUAUGUGGAGUACCAAGCGGGGAACGGUGACCGGAUACUUCUUGGCCGGAAAGAAGAUGGUUUGGUGGCCGGUCGGGGCCUCUCUCUUCGCCAGCAACGUGGGCAGCGGCCACUUCAUGGGGCUCGCGGGCAGCGCCGCCGCCUCCGGCAUCGCCGUGGCCGCCUACGAAUUCAACGGCAUGUUCGUGGUGCUUCUGCUCGCCUGGGUCUUCCUGCCUAUUUACAUCGCAUCCGGGGUGACCACGAUGCCCGAAUACCUGCAGAGGAGGUUUGGGAGCAAACGCAUCCGCAUUUACAUCGCCGUCCUCUACCUCUUCAUCUACAUCUUCACCAAGAUAUCGGUGGACAUGUACGCCGGCGCCGUAUUCAUCCAGCAGGCGCUAAACUGGAACCUCUACGUGGCGGUGGCGCUGCUCCUGGCCAUCACGGCGCUCUACACCAUCGGAGGUGGCCUGGCCGCCGUCAUCUACACCGACACGCUGCAGACGCUGAUCAUGUUCAUCGGAGCGCUCAUCCUCAUGGGAUACAGUUUCUGGAACAUCGGCGGCUAUGAGAACCUGUACGAGCGCUACUUCCUGGCGAUCCCCACGCGGCGGGACCCCAACUCGACGUGCGGGAUCCCGCGCGAGGAUGCCUUCCACAUGUUCCGCGACCCCGUGACCUCCGACCUGCCGUGGCCCGCCGUCAUCGUCGGCAUGAGCAUCCCGUCCAUCUGGUACUGGUGUACCGACCAGGUCAUAGUUCAGAGGUCGCUGUCCGCCAAGAACCUCUCGCACGCCAAGGGCGCCUCCCUCUUUGCCUCCUCAAUGAAGGUGCUGCCCCUCUUCAUGAUGGUCUUCCCGGGAAUGAUCAGCCGCGUGCUCUUCACCGAGGAGGUGGCGUGCGUGGACCCCGAGGUGUGCGAGGCCGUGUGCCAGAACCGCGUGAGCUGCACCGACAUUGCCUACCCCAAGCUCGUCAUGGAGCUGCUGCCGGAGGGGCUCCGCGGGCUGAUGAUGUCGGUGAUGAUCGCCGCGCUCAUGUCCUCGCUCACCUCCAUCUUCAACUCCUCCAGCACCAUCUUCACCAUGGACCUGUGGCGUUACAUCCGCCCGCGCGCCUCCGAGCGCGAGCUCAUGAUCGUCGGCAGGGUGUUUGUGCUGGUGCUCGUCGUGGUGUCCAUCGUCUGGAUUCCCGUGGUCCAGGCCAGCCAGGGCGGGCAGCUCUUCUUCUACAUCCAAGCCAUCAGCUCCUACCUGCAGCCGCCCGUCGCCAUCGCGUUCAUGCUGGCCUGCGCCUGGAGGCGGGCCAACGAGACCGGCACGUUCUGGGGCCUCAUGGUGGGCCUCGCGGUCGGCCUCACGCGCAUGGUCCUCGACUUCGUGUACCCCGAGCCGGGCUGUGGCGACGAGGACACGCGCCCGUCCAUCACGCGCUACGUGCACUACCUCUACUUCUCCAUGAUCCUCUCCUGCAUCACCCUCGUGGUCAUCGUGGCCGUCAGCCUCGCCACCGAUGCGCCCACGCCCGAGCAGCUGGUGCGCCUCACGUGGUUCACGCGGAACGAUAAGCCCCUCGCGCCGGUCGAGGACCGGAAUGGCAACGACGCCCACGUCAUCGCCGCCGACGCCGCCGGGGGGACCGAGAAAGCGUCGUUCCGCGACGACGUGUCCAUCGCGCAGGGCAACUCGGAGCCCACGCGAGACGGAGCUUCCGACGGCAGCUUGCCCCGGCGCCGGCCACUGUGGAAGCGGGCGCUGCUGUGGUUCUGCGGUUUGGACGGGCCGCCGAGCUCGGGCGCCGGCACGGAGCAGCGGGGCUACGAAGCCUCUCUGCCACCUGCGGGGGACGUCGAGGCCGCCCUGUAUGAGGAUCCCAGGGCGAGGCGCCUCAUGAACGCGUGCCUCCUCGUCUGGAUGUCCGCCGGCAUCUUCCUCUGGGCCUACUUCGGCUGACGGCACCUCCCGGUCGUGCCGGCGCAGGGGGGGGAGUUACCGUAACGAGGAUGGAUUAGCGGCGUCGGCGCCGUGCCCUCUGCUAACGGGCCGCCGGGAGGUGGCUUUAGUGAAAAAAAUAUUUAAAAAUUUAUUUACCAGGUAAGGCCCUCUGAGCUAUUGAGCUCUUUUGUCAAAAGAAACCUGGCCAAACAAAUGUUAGCUCACCGAAGUGGCUUAUCAUCAUGUGGAAUUUUAUAGUAGCCAAAUACUCUAAACGCGUGAUAUUCAUUCAAAAUGUGGAGGGAAAAACCAGAAGGCCCGAAGAAAAAUCCACACGAGCAUGGGGAGAGAAAACACGCAAACUCGAAAUAUACAGGCGUCAGGGUCAGGAUCGAACCCACGACCUCCUGUAUACCUGGCGAGGUAGUUAACAUCUCGCCACCCUGACGACCAUCCUUUGGGACAGCGUUGCCGGCUCGGCGAUUUUGUCGCUAGAUGGAGCGACUUUUAGGGGUUUCUCUAAAAAUGACACUUUGUCGAAGUGAUUAGCGACAAAA